CGCACAACCCGCUAGGCCCCACACUUUCCGCGCUAACUGGGAGUGCGCGCCCUGGAGAGCCAGUGGAUGGGCGGUCCUAGCGCUUCCCAACCUCACUCCCGGCCUCUGCUGUCACACUCCCGGGGUGGCGAAAGGGUCGCCACCUGAGUCUCCAUUCUGCUGCAGUGGCCCCUGCGUUAAAGCUCUCUCGUAGUGCGGCUGCCGAGGCUGCGGUAGCUCCUGCGCCCCCGUGUUGGUGGCGCAGCCUUUGCUUGCUGCCGACCUGGCGGAAGGGUGCGGGAGCGCACGCUACAGGCAGCGUCGGUCUGCGUCCUUCCUCCUCCUAUUCCGACCCCCGCAUCCCCCGCCCCCGCCUCGCUCUGCGCCUCCUCCCUGGCUGCAGGCAGACCGUUUCACACAGCCGCAGCGCCCGGUGUCUGGACAGCCUGUGAGAGAUUCGUACGCCCACACUCACCCCGCCUGGCUGCACCCCUGCCCAGCAUGUCGGCGCUCGAGUGGUACGCCCACAAGUCUCUAGGCGAUGGUAUCUUCUGGAUUCAAGAACGUUUCUACGAGUCGGGCAACCGUGCCAACAUCUGGCUGGUGCGCGGCUCCGAGCAGGACGUGGUGAUCGAUACAGGCCUGGGGCUGCGCAGCCUUCCGGAGUACCUGUACUCCUCCGGCCUCUUGCAGGACCGAGGGGCCAAAGAGGACGCGGCGCGCCGGCCGCUGCUUGCCGUGGCCACCCACGUGCACUUCGACCACUCCGGCGGCCUCUACCAGUUCGACCGGGUGGCCGUGCACCACGCCGAGGCCGAGGCGCUGGCUCGCGGGGACAACUUUGAGACCGUGACCUGGCUCUCCGAUAGCGAGGUGGUGCGGGCGCCCAGCCCCGGCUGGAGGGCCAGACAGUUCCGGGUACAGGCGGUGCAGCCCACCCUCAUCCUGCAGGAUGGGGAUGUGAUCAACCUUGGUGACAGACAGCUCACUGUUAUGCACAUGCCAGGUCACUCCAGGGGCAGUAUUUGCUUACAUGACAAAGACCGAAAAAUUCUCUUCAGUGGAGACGUCGUGUAUGAUGGAUCACUGAUUGACUGGCUCCCAUACAGCAGGAUAAGUGACUAUGUUGGAACCUGUGAACGUUUAAUAGAAUUAGUGGACAGAGGUCUGGUAGAGAAGGUGCUUCCUGGGCACUUCAAUACCUUUGGUGCUGAAAGGCUUUUUCGACUGGCUUCUAACUAUAUUUCAAAAGCCGGGAUAUGUCACAAAGUUUCUACUUUUGCCAUGCGAUCUCUUGCAAGUUUAGCUCUACGUGUAACAAAUUCUAGGACCUCACCCUAGUAUCUAUACCGAUAAUAUAUUUUGAUUAAUUAUAUACAUUAAUUCAUUCUUUGCUAUUUAACUGAUUAAUAGUGAGCAUUUCAUGAAGUGCUUUUAUACCACUAUUACAUAUCAGAGAAAGAUUGAGAAUGAAUAAGCCAAAAAGAAAAUUGUUAGUUUAAAUUGUUUUCUUUCUUCCAAGAAAGAAGCCACUUAAAUAAGCUUAUACUUUGCCAAAGCUGUCAUCUUGUAAUAUAUGCUCUAGAAGUGACAUAAAGGUUUAUGGGGAAGCAAAGAGAGAUUUUAUGGCAAGAGAAAGAACUGCCCUUGCCUCUGUUUGUCUUGUUUUAUUUCCUUGAUGACCUAGGAAAAAAGGCAUGUAGAGUAUUAUGUUUAUACUUUAAACUUGAUAUUUUUAGUGUAUUAUUUAAAGAUAAAGGUUCUUGGGUUUAAAAUACAUUAGAACUUAAUGCAGACAUAUAAAGUAACAUUGAGAAUGACAACUAAAACAUUCCAUUGUUAUGGUCCUGAUUUUUUUAUGCUUCAUUUCAUGUAUUUAUUCUUUGUAUAAUUAUAGCAUACAUGACAUGUUAUGUAAUAUAACUUAUGAAAAGUACAGUGAAUUUUUCUUUAUUGCAAAGCUUUAAAUAUAAAUUUCAGAGUGCUUCAGUAAAAAGCUACUAUAUAUUGUUAUUGUGUAAGUAAUAUUUUCAAUUAUGAAAGUGAAAUGCAAAUGUCUGUUAUCUAACUACAAAUUGUCAGAUUUCUUAAAAGGACACUGUCAGGCAAAUUUGAAAAUAUACACAUUGAGAAUAAUUUUUUAUUAUUAUAUCCUAUUUUAAUAUUAACAGCUAUUAUAAACAAAAUUUUUCCUGUUAAAUAGCGACUUCAGUAUUGUGUUAUGUUUUACAGUAUUAAAACAACUAUGAAGAUCUGCAGCUAUUCUUUUACUUAACAUGCAUAUGUACUACAGAGGGAUUUUUAAAUUAAUUGCAAAAUGUGCAUUAGCUAUUGACUUAGAGUGAAUUGCCUUUUGUAUCCUGAUUCACAACACCUAUUCCUGUUCAGUAUUCUUUGUCUUGAAUAGAGAAGUCUAUGUUCGUAAAGUCAUAUAAAAGAUUAUACCACUAUUUAGUAAAAAGUUUUAGUUUGGUGCUGUUAAUAAUAAUUUGUUAAAAGGCCUUUUAGAAUAUUUCAUACAGGGUUUUAAACAGUUUUUUCCGACUGCCUUUUUAUUAUUGACAUAUCUAAAACCAAACUGAAAUCGCUUUGGAAAUCAGAUUUUUUAAUGUUAGGAAGAUCCAGCAAUUUUGGUUUCUGAAAAAUUACGAAACUUUUCUACCCUACAGAUGCCCAGGUUCUUUAGUUUUUUAUUCAUUCAACUCACACACACAUAAACAUAUACAUAUACAAACACAACCCCACAUGUAAACACACACAGUCACAUAUAUACAUGUGUAGCACAGCGCUAAACACUGUGGAGGCUAAAAAAAGUCAAAGACAACAUUAUAACUAAAAGUUGAAAGCACACAAAAUAUAAAUAAUAGUGUAUGCAAGUUAAUGUACAUUAUACAUGCAUGUAAGGGACAUAAAUGGAGGGGUGUGAACUUUGGUGAGGCAAAGUUUACUGGAGGAGGGGUUUUUGAGUCAAAUUUGGAAGGAUGAACUUGUUAGAUGGUCAGAGUUGGAAACAAAACAAUCCAAGAAUAGGGAUAUAAGCAUUGCUAGUCUAGAAUAGUCUAUUCCUUGUGAAAAUAUAAAUUUAAUUUUCAGGAACCCAGUAUAUUCCAAACACCACAUAUUUAGCAUGAGAAAAAUUGAUUUGUGAUUGUGUAUAUGAGACAUUCUUAAUGGGAGACAAGCUGAACUGCCACAUGCCACCAAAUGAACCUUUACUUCAGUCAAAAAGGAGGGUAUGAUUGGUUCAAUUAUAUUAAUAGAAUAUCAUGGGCAUUUCUCUAUGAUGGUCAUUCAAGGCAGUAGGUCUCUUUCAACUGAGUGCAACAUUGAGAAUAAUGAUUUGGUUCAGGGCAACUACAAAUAAUCACUUACUAAGCCUUAAAUAAAGCCAUUAUUUUUAUAUCAGUAGCACAAAGGAAAACCAAAAGUCCUUAACCACUGACCAUUUUUAUCAUAUUUUAGGCCUUUUUUUAAAAAAUCAGGGUAUAGUAGGCACUAAGUUUUAUUAGGAAAUAUUUAAACCUGCUGAAGGAUUUAUUUAUAAAAAGUGCAAUUUUUCAAAACACAUUAUUAUUUUUUAAUUUCCCAAUUUUUUCAGUUUUUUAAAUUGUACCACAACAUAGAACUGUGAUAUUUUGCUAUUACUUCAAUGUGAAUAAAUUGGGUAAAGUAUAUCAUUUAUUGAGUGCCCAUGCUGUACAUUUAAAAUAUGCAUUAUUUAAUUUAAUCUUACUCCCAGCACCAAAAGAUAAUUGACCAGCCUCAACACAAUUUUGGACAAAGCUGGUAACUGAACACAGGUCUGUCUGCCCCACACUUCUCUUUCUCUUGUAUCUGCACAAUAGCAGAAAAUUGGCAAGAUGUAUUUUUACUUUCCAAGAUGCCAUGUGUGCCAAGAAUAAAUCAAAUGAUGUUAAAGCAUAACAAUAACAUAUCUUUAAAAAGCUUCUCAAAAUAUAUUUUCACCCUGACAGUGACCCUUGUAACUUAUGAUUUUUGGAAAUAUUAGUGUGUAAGUGUAAUUCAAAGUUGUCAAAAUGUAAGACAUUUAGAAGUAAUUUUUAUUAUUUAUAUUGUUAAUACUUAAUCAUUGGAAAUUCAUUUUCCUUACUUGAUGUUUUCUUUCAACUGAGAAGCCUAAAACAAACAAAAACCUUGUGUGUUAUCCUGAUAUAGUUGACUAAAUGUAUUUGUUCGUAUAUGGAUAGUAAUAUAAAUGUGACAUGCACCAAUUGUCCUAUUAUAAUUUUCAGAUAAGUGUAACUAAGCAUUUGUGUAAUAAAUAUUAAAGUAGUCAUUUUAUUUCAA
This is a messenger RNA of Nomascus leucogenys (northern white-cheeked gibbon), 4287 nucleotides long. It is a transcript of the gene MBLAC2, whose product is annotated as metallo-beta-lactamase domain containing 2. Lineage: Eukaryota; Metazoa; Chordata; Mammalia; Primates; Hylobatidae. The record is from RefSeq and is a predicted model, not a curated record.